Molecule: messenger RNA, 1587 nt
Organism: Capsella rubella
Lineage: Eukaryota; Viridiplantae; Streptophyta; Magnoliopsida; Brassicales; Brassicaceae
Product: cytochrome P450 71B5
Exons: 2
Coding region: 1-1497 (498 amino acids)
Molecular function (GO): monooxygenase activity; heme binding; iron ion binding
Source: RefSeq, a predicted model, not a curated record
AUGUCUAUCUUUCUUUGUUUCAUCUUUUUCCUUCCUCUCUUUUUUAUCUUCUUUAAAAGGCUUUUAUCUUCGACAGAGAAGCUUCCUCCGGGACCUAAGGGCUUUCCGAUCAUCGGAAACUUGCACCAGCUUGGAAGAUUUCUUCACAAAUCUCUUCACGAGAUCUCCCAAAAAUAUGGACCGGUGAUGUAUCUUCGUUUUGGGGUAGUCCCUGUGAUCAUAGUCUCUUCUAAAGAAGGAGCUGAGGAAGUACUCAAAACUCAUGAUCUUCAAACUUGUAGCCGACCUAAGACGGUAGGGACCGGGUUGUUUACUUAUGACUUUAAAGAAAUCGGCUUCGCUCCUUUUGGUGAGAGCUGGAGAGAGAUGAAGAAAAUCGCGGUGCUCGAACUCUUUAGCCAGAAAAAACUCAAAUCUUUUAGGUCUAUUAGAGAGGACGAGAGCGCAUUGUUGGUCAAGAAGGUAACAAAUUAUGUUAAUGAGAAACCCAAUUCACCAGUUAAUCUGAGGAAACUCAUCUUCACCUUCUCGGCAAGUAUCAUUUGUAGACUUUCUUUUGGACACAACUUCUGUGAUUUUGUCGAUAUGGACACAGUGGAAGAGUUGGUACUUGAGUCGGAGAAAAACCUUGGCUCCUUGGCAUUUGCUGACUUCUUACCUGCAGGGGGAAUCAUAGAUUGGAUCUCUGGUCAGCAGGCCACAGUGAAAAAAGCCUUUGCCAAACUCACCAAUUUCUUUGAACUUGUGAUUGAAGAUCAUUUGAAGAGUGGAAAAAUCCAAGAUCACUCAGACAUCAUUAACGUCAUGUUGGAUAUGAUCAAUAACCCCACUAAGUUCGGUCCUUUCAAAGUCACCGACGACCAUCUCAAAGGAAUCAUGUCGGAUGUGUUUUUGGCUGGAGUGAACGCUGGAUCCGUCACGAUGAUAUGGACUAUGACAGAGCUAAGCAGACAUCCAAGAGUAAUGAAAAAACUUCAAGAAGAGACUCGAGCAACGCUCGGACCCAACAAAGAGAAAAUUACAGAAGACGACCUAGAGAAAGUUGAAUACUUGAAGAUGGUGAUAGAGGAAGCAUUCAGAUUACACCCACCAGCUCCUCUCUUGCUCCCAAGACUAACAAUGUCCGACAUCAAGAUUCAAGGCUACAACAUUCCCAAGAACACCAUGAUCCAAAUCAACACUUACACGAUUGGACGUGAUCCCAAAACCUGGACAAAACCUGACGAGUUCAUCCCCGAGAGAUUUGUCGAUAACCCUAUCGAAUACAAGGGUCAGCAUUUUGAGCUAUUACCGUUUGGAGCCGGACGUAGGAUUUGCCCAGGGAUGGCCACGGGGAUCACCAUCGUCGAGCUCGGCCUUCUUAGCCUUCUUUACUUCUUUGAUUGGAGUUAUCCCAAUGGAAUGACCGCUAAAGACAUUGACAUUGAAGAAGAUGGAGCUUUUGUCAUCGCUAAGAAAGUCUCUCUUGAGCUUGUACCAACAAUCCAUCGCUGGUGAACAGAUAUGUUUUGUCUACUUUUACUACCGGUUUGGAUUUUGCUUUGUCCUUGCUUUGUUUAACGUUUGUUUUGCCUGUAAUCGGUAUGU